CCUUGUUUGUUGUUGACUGUGUUCACGGGGGAGAGCUCUGUAUGUUACUUGUAGCCUUGAAAUAAAGGUAUUUUCUGUUAAAUCUGCAUUUGGGUCCUGCCUACUUCGCUCAACCCUGACAGAAGGAUCUCACCAAGAAUGGACCCAGCAGACAGCCUGUACGAGGAUGUUGGCCAUGGCCACAGCUGUCCCUACUGUUGCUCGUUUCAUUGGAAUAAGUGAAAAUUCAUCUGUAGAAGGCUAUCCAAGCUCUACUCCAGAAUAUGACUACAUGUAUGAUGACUACUAUGGGAAUGAGACGUUCUUCGUUGGUGGGAGCACUGGGAGGUGUGUGUAUCAGCCACACGGGGCCAGUUUUCUUCCCGCGCUCUAUGCAAUCUUCUUCCUCACGGGCCUUCUGGGUAAAUGUCUGGUCAUCUGGGUCUUAACACGUGGGGUUCGCCUCCGCAGCAUGACGGACGUGUGCCUCUUAAACUUGGCUGUAGCUGACCUUCUCUUGGUGUGCACCCUUCCCUUCCUAGCCCACCAAGCCCGGGACCAUUGGCAGUUUGGGGAUGCCAUGUGCAAAGUGGUCCUGGGUAUUUAUCACAUCGUUUUUUACUGUGGGAUCUUCUUCAUCAGUCUAAUGAGCAUCGACCGCUACUUGGCUAUAGUACACGCUGUUUACGCUAUGAGAGCCCGGACGAGGUCCUUUGGAAUGAUCGCAGCAUCUGUUACAUGGGUGGUUGGAUUUAUGGCUUCUUUCCCUGACCUGAUCUUUCUCCAACAACAGCCAGGUACUAAUGCAACUCACGACUGCUACCCCGUCUUUCCCAACUCUCACUACUGGAGGAUCUUCAGCCUUUUUAAAAUGAACAUGUUGGGUCUAUUUGUCCCUCUUCUCAUCAUGGGCUUCUGCUACUCACAGAUUGUCUGGAGGCUGCUGAACAGCCAGUCAUCCAAGAAACAGGCCAUCCGUUUAGUUCUCAUAGUGGUAGUUGUUUUCUUCAUCUGCUGGGUCCCCUACAACAUUGCAUCCCUCUUCAAAGCACUGGAGCUAUUGCACAUCAUUUCUGACUGCCAAAGCAGCAAAGCCAUCAGAUUGGCGUUACAGGUCACUGAGGCCAUUGCCUACUCUCAUAGCUGCCUUAACCCCAUCCUGUAUGUGUUUGUUGGGGAGAAGUUCAGGAGGCACCUGUUUAGGUUGAUAAACAGGGCUCCCUGCAGACUGUGUAAAAUGGUCAAGGUCUGCAUACCUCAGGACAGAAUUACCGGAUCAGUGUACUCGCAGACCACCAGCCUGGACGAGAGGAGCACUGCUGUCUAAUGUCUGUUCCUGUUAUGGCUAUCUCCAUCCCUGGUCAUCUCUACAAUGAGGACAUGUAUUGCAAAGUCAAAACUAGGUCAUUCUCAACUUUUAUAUUGUAUUUUAGAACUUCACUUCACUCAGAAUUAGGUUUAUGUUAAUGAAGGGUACGUUUUGGAGUGGGAGUUAAGUUAGACAGUGAUGUAUUUUUAAGAAUACAGUGGAGUGUAUGUGAUUCUGUUAGAGACACAGACAUGAUUUUAUGGUUUUAGGAUGUUGUAUUGAAGUCACAUGCAUGCAAAUACAUUAUAUAUUUUUAAAUGUUAUCACAUAAAUAUAACGAGUUGUACUGUUAAUACGGUGUUGGAUAUGUGAGAUUUAUGACUGAGUUUGGAUUGGAACAGAAUGGAUCAGAACUAUCAAUUUCAGUUAUUUUUCUGAAUGAAAUUGUGUUUAAUCCCACUGAGUCAAAACCUGUAAACGUCAGCAUAUAAACCCCGGUAACCUCAAUUAAUCUUCAGCUACCAAUUUAACAGACGCAAUGCAACAAGUCAAAGAUAAAGUCAGAUACUGAUCAUUCCUUUCAUUCAUUAGCGGAAACACCGUUAAGUCUGCGUUGGUUUUGUGUAUGAAGUUAUUGCACGGCAAAAGGUCCCCGGUGCAGCUGGAAACCUUAUGCAAGUUUCAUUGCAUAUGCAGCAGCAGAUCUGCACCAAACAUCGAACUAGAGGAAACCACAACUUGAAAAAGGAGGAAGUGUAAGUGGUCGGUUUAACACUAGCAGUCCCUGUGCACAAAAGCGCAUUAUCACUGUGAAUUCGUUUUUAAAGCAUACAUUUCUAGUGAAAUGAUUCAGCAUUCCACAAAAAAACACAUUAUUCUAAAAACGACUGUACCCUGUAUUCUGUCAUGCAGACUGAAAGCAUCACAUUCAAUCAUUACAGUUCAAGACGUUCAUUAGACUCACGGAAAAUACAAGAUAUACAGGUUCCUUUCACCUUUUGAGCUUGUUCCUCAAUAUGUAUAUACAUUUUAUGUUAGUAUUCAAUAUGUCUAUUUUUUGGGCAGUUUCGUUUGCUGACAGUUUCAUUGGUAAAAAUAGAUGGUGGUAUCUUAAGCGAUUCAUUAUUUGCUAUACUUCACUACUUAUUUAUCUAAAUAGUUAUCACCGCAAUAAACCAUAUUUAAUUUAGUCUUAAAUGUACAAUAUCAAUUUCAUAUUAUGUUCUUGUAUAUAUCAUAUUCUAUUUACAUGUAUACAGACUUCUUGCACUAUUUCUUAUUUGUAUUUGAUUAUAUAUGUUGCAUCGUUGAAGGAGCUUGGGUCAUAAUAUUUUCAUUGCCAUUUCUACACUAGCUUAUGUGCACAUGACAAUAAAACCUUUGAAUCUAA
Molecule: messenger RNA, 2678 nt
Organism: Trematomus bernacchii (emerald rockcod)
Lineage: Eukaryota; Metazoa; Chordata; Actinopteri; Perciformes; Nototheniidae
Product: C-C chemokine receptor type 5-like
Exons: 3
Coding region: 167-1306 (379 amino acids)
Biological process (GO): chemotaxis; G protein-coupled receptor signaling pathway; immune response
Cellular component (GO): membrane
Molecular function (GO): chemokine receptor activity
Source: RefSeq, a predicted model, not a curated record